GUCAUGUCCCGUCAUCGCUGACAGCCAAUCAGUAACGCACAUUGGCCAGUUGAGUUCGGUCGUUGCAUCGAGUUGGAUGGCGUGCGAUGGCUGAUAAUUCGGGAUCGUCGCAUUUGUCAAUCACACACUACGCUCUGAUCUACGCAUGUGAACAGCUAGAUGUCUCAUCGCCAGUCGAAAAUUGGGACAACGACGAUUCUGCGGGAUAGGAAACUGCUCUUUCUCGUUUGUUGACACCUGAGCACUGUUUCACCUGAACACCUGAGCUUGCUUAUCGAUUUAUUGGCGUGAUUGGAAUCUUAUAGAAUGGAGGAAAGUCCAACGAAAGUACGCAAGAGAGUCCAGCACGAGGACUCCUCAGUGGGAAACAAUCUACAGCAUCGCACCUGGAGCCACGACAACGAAAGCGAAGACGAGAUCACGAGCGAGAACGCGUUGCUGAACGAAGUUGUCGACGAACCGAGGCAAAGUCAUUCUAUUCCAGUGGAAUGUAAAACUUGCCCGAUCACGACAUUUGCCGAGGAGAAAAUGCGGCGCAAACUACGAUUUUUCUUUAUGAAUCCAAUUGAGAAAUGGCAAGCGAAACGACGUUUCCCAUAUAAAUUUGUUGUUCAAGUUGUUAAGAUAAUCCUUGUGACUGUGCAGCUCUGUUUAUUCGCACACAGCAAUUACAUGCAUGUGAAUUAUACUUGGGAUAAUCGAAUCACAUUCUCCCAUCUUUUUUUAAUGGGAUGGGACUCUACUCAAGAGGUACCUGCAUAUCCGCCUGCGACGGGACCAUUGGCCAUCUACAAACGAAGUAAUUUUUACGAUGCCAUUGAUUACGCUGUGCGCGGCUUCUACAACAUCGACGACGCCAUUGGUUCGUACUCGUACAUCGCCGAGGACAAUUCCGUCGGGCCUGUAGUUUUAUGUCUUUACCAGUACAAGGAAGGCACCAUAUUCGGCUUCAACGAGAGUUAUGUGUUUGAUAACGAGAUUGUGAAAACCUGCGUAAAUAUCAGUCUCGAAGUUUUCGACACAUUUAAAUCGUCGCACAAUUUUCUGCAGAAUAGAAACAUAAAUAUUAAGUUUUCCGCGCUGGUACGCGCCCAUCUCAAGUUUGCUCUAAAGACAAUAAACUUGAAAGCGGCCGGACCGAUGACACCGCCCGAUUGUUAUCGUUUCAACAUCAAAAUCGAUUUUGAUAAUCGCGAUUUUGAUGGACAAAUGCUGCUCUCGUUAGACGCCGAGGCCAGAAAAUUACAAUGCAAAGGUGACACCCGCUAUAUCACGGAUAAUCGCAUCGAAUCGGCGCUAAGGACUCUAUUAAAUUUGCUUGUCAUACUAAUCUGCGCAAUUUCCUUGCUGUUGUGCUCGCGAGCAAUAUAUAGAGCACAAGUGCUGAAGUUCGAGACGAUCAAUUUCUUCAAGAAGACGUAUGGUAUGGCGCUGAGCUUCGAAGGUCGACUAGAAUUUUUAAAUUUUUGGUACAUUAUGAUCAUCGUCAAUGAUUUAUUGAUCAUUAUUGGCACUAUCAUAAAGGAGCAAAUUGAGCGGAAACAUUCCGAGACCGAUCAUUGGAAUAUCUGCAGCAUAUUUCUCGGCACUGGUAAUUUGCUGGUGUGGUUUGGCGUAUUACGUUAUCUCGGCUUCUUUAAGACAUAUAAUGUCGUUAUUCUGACUCUGAAAAAAGCGACGCCGAAGGUAGCAAGAUUUCUUAUAUGCGCCAUCCUCAUUUAUGCCGGUUUUACAUUUUGCGGCUGGCUGGUGCUCGGUCCGUAUAAUAUGAAAUUUCGUUCCCUUGCGACCACUUCUGAGUGCUUAUUCGCGUUGAUCAACGGUGAUGACAUGUUUGCAACAUUUUCCAUCACGUCUUCCAAAUCGUCAGCAAUACUGUGGUGGUUCUCUAGAAUCUAUUUAUAUUCAUUUAUUUCGUUGUAUAUUUAUGUCGUCUUAAGUCUUUUCAUUUCUGUGAUAAUGGACGCGUAUGAUACGAUCAAGAUCUAUUAUCGUGAGGGCUUCCCGAAGAACGACUUGCAGACGUUUAUAGCUCCUUGCACAGAAGAAGCGUCGAGCGGUAUCUUCAGGGAUGACUCCGAGAGUAGCGAUCUAACAGAGUUGCUCGAUCGAUUCUGCUGUUGUCGAAAAAGGCCCUUUUACGGAUCCUUUUCAGAAUCAGUUACGAAUCCUUCGACCAAGUCUGAACAAGUGUAUGGUGGAGGCAUCUGCAUCUAAUGCAUUAAUGGAAAGUACCUGGAGAUGUUAUGGUGCAACUAUAGAUACGCGAUAUGACACUAGGAUUGCAUCAACGUCCUUGGUUUAAUAAUCUCUUGGUCGACAAUUUUUUUUUCUAAAAAAAGAACAGUAAUAUGCAAUAUGAUUUCAUAGCACGAUUAUUUGUCUCUCUUUAACUUACAUAAGAAAUUAUGUUUCUAGUGAAAAUUGUAAAUAUGUUUAAAAAAAAAAUAUUUUUUUAAAAGCAAGAUGACCAAUUAUUUUAUAACUAAUUAAAGUAUGCUAAAAAUAAAAUAAUAUCUAUAUUGCUAAGAUAAUUUCGAUUAUAAUAAAAAAAUAAGUUACCAAAUAACAAUCGAAGAGAGAUCAGCUCUAAUUGAUUGAUACAAUCAAAUAUGUAGACAAAGUAUUUUCACUAAUGUUGAUUUUGUAGCAAGUGCUGCAUGUAUUAUCGCGAUAUAUUUCUAUUACUGCCAUCUAAGUUUCAAUACCAAUAUUUUAGAAAAACUUUUAUUACAAAAUAUAUAGAUUUCUUUUUUAUUUUAAUUCUUAUAUAUAUAAAAGAAUUGAUUGCAACUGAAAAGACAAUUUCGCAACAAUUAAACAAUUUUCUACUGAACGUCUAGUAAUUCCUAAAUUUCCAACAUCAAAUCAAUUAAUAAAUAUCAAUUAAAUUGUUAAAUAAAUGUUAAAUAUAAAUUUUUCAAUGUAUAAUAACUUAUUCUUAUAUUAUAAACGUAACGUGCGCAUGCUGCAAACUGAUAAACAAACGUAAAAAAAAACGCAUUCAGUAGAAAGUUUUAAACUGUUGGCGGAGCAUCACGAAUAUAAUGCACUAAUAUAACGAAUUCUGUUGAAUAUGACCACUGUUUUAUCAAUCUACUAAAAAUUUAAAUACAGUAUUUUAUUUUAACAAUCACAUAUACAAUGUACAGUUGCGUCUAUUAUAACACAUGUUAUACAUUUAUUAUUGUACUUUGUAACUGUAAAUAUAUCUUUCUAAUACUUCAAAAAUUUAUAAAAAAUGUAUAUAUAAUAUUAAUACACUGCUUUUAUGAUAUGUACACAACGUAUAAUAUUAUAUAAAUAAUAUUACAUAUAGGAAAGCAAAAAGUAAUUAGAAAACUUCGUACAAGUGUUGCAGCUUCAUUGUUACAUAAAGCACAAUGCCGUGUUAUAUAUAU
Cataglyphis hispanica is the source of this 3401-nucleotide messenger RNA. RefSeq names its product mucolipin-3-like. Gene Ontology annotation, cellular component: plasma membrane; lysosomal membrane. The record is from RefSeq and is a predicted model, not a curated record. Gene Ontology annotation, molecular function: NAADP-sensitive calcium-release channel activity. NCBI's taxonomy places the organism in Eukaryota, Metazoa, Arthropoda, Insecta, Hymenoptera, Formicidae. The coding region runs from base 307 to 2217 and encodes 636 amino acids. The transcript is spliced from 4 exons.